AAAUUUGAUUAUAUAAAAUUUAAAUUUAAUUUCAACUUUAUUUAAAAUACAUAAAUUUUAAAUUUAUAAAUAAAAUCUAUAAAUUUUAUGAAUUUUAAUUAAAUAUAUAAAAUUUUUGAUAUAAGAUUGAGACACCAUAAGUGCAAUUAAGCCGCACAAACUAGGACGACUCAAUCACCGAACCGCCAGUCACUACCAAAAGAAGAAAAAAGAAAGGAAAAAGAAGAAAAAGAAAAAAAAAAAUGAAAGAAAGGCGCCCAUUAUAAGCAAGGUCGGUAACUCAAUAUCCACAUUUCUCUCUCUUCUUUCCCUUCUUUUUCUCCCAUCUUAACGCCCUAAUUUGCUAUUUUCUCCAGAAAAUUUUCAACUCUAUAAGCCCAGCGAAGAAUCCUAUAAUGUAUGGGUCUUCCAGUAACAGUAGCAGUACCAGUAGUAAGGAUAUAAGGAGCACUGAAUCACGAGCUUGUGCUGCAUGUAGUUACCAACGUAGAAAAUGUGAACCAGAUUGCUUUUAUGCACCCUAUUUCCCUGCUGAUGCUCGGAACGAUUUUCGAAACGUCAAUAGACUGUUUGGUCUUGCUAAGUUCAUGAAAAUCCUAAACGGAUUAAACGAUUCGGGUCAGAAAGGAGAUGCUGCUAGGAGUAUGAUAUACGAGGCUAAUGCUAGGGCUAAAUUUCCUGUUGGUGGGUGCAGUCAAAUUAUAUCUAUAUUUCAGUAUGACAUUGAGUAUAUUGAAAUGGUACUUAAAAUUGUAAGGAAUUGGAUUGCGCCUGAACGGGAGCUUGCAAGUUCUUCUUCUUCUUCUUCCAAUCCUCCACCUAUACAUAAUGCCGCUCAGUUUAUUGGGUAUGGUCCAAACCAAGAAAUUCAAGUACAAGAACUGAUGCAGCGAGAAAAUCAAGAAGGGGAAAGGGAUCAGAAAAAUGCAUUUCAACGGGAGCUUGCAAGAUCUUCUUAUUGUAAUAAUCCUCCUAUCCAUAAUGGCAUUCAGGGGUAUGAUGUAAAUCAAGAAAUUCAAGAACAAGAACUGAUGCAGCAAGAUAAUCAAGAACAAGAAUUGACGCAACAAGAAAAUCAAGAACGUGCUACAACUGAGGCGGAUGAAUUCUCAUUAUCGGUAGAAGAACUUGAAUUAUUAGUUGGCAUGUUUGACCGAUGAAGGAUCUUCUCAGAUUGGAGAAGUGGUGUCAGAAGAAGAUUGAAGACCAACUCAAGCUGAGCAGAAACACAAUCUCAAAGAGACUGCUUCACAAAUUAUUCUGACAAAUGUAAGGAACUGAAGUCAUAGAUUGCAGUAAAAGAUUUGGAUAAAAACACUGUUCGUUAAGUACACAUAGUUAUAGAGAAAGUUGUCUAUGCAACAUAUACAACUUGUUUGUUCUUUUCUUCUUGUUUCUGGACCUGUUGCCUUCUAAAAUUUAGCAAUGUCAUAAGUAGCUAGUUAACAUUCUGUACGUGUUUUCAGAAAACUUUCUCCUAAACAUACAAAUGCAAUUAUCAA
Messenger RNA from Ricinus communis (castor bean), 1502 nucleotides. Its product is annotated as LOB domain-containing protein 7. The coding region runs from base 396 to 1160 and encodes 254 amino acids. The transcript is spliced from 2 exons. The record is from RefSeq and is a predicted model, not a curated record. NCBI's taxonomy places the organism in Eukaryota, Viridiplantae, Streptophyta, Magnoliopsida, Malpighiales, Euphorbiaceae.